Messenger RNA from Chelonoidis abingdonii (Abingdon island giant tortoise), 6355 nucleotides. RefSeq names its product potassium inwardly rectifying channel subfamily J member 3 (gene KCNJ3). Gene Ontology annotation, biological process: regulation of monoatomic ion transmembrane transport; potassium ion import across plasma membrane. Gene Ontology annotation, cellular component: plasma membrane. The record is from RefSeq and is a predicted model, not a curated record. Lineage: Eukaryota; Metazoa; Chordata; Testudines; Testudinidae. Gene Ontology annotation, molecular function: G-protein activated inward rectifier potassium channel activity.
AAGGAAAGAGGCAGGGAGAGAGAAGAGUAGAAAAGUAGAGAGUGAAGGGGAGAGGCAGAUCCUCGCCCCCUAGUGCUGUGCAAGCCUAGUGGUGCAUCCUUUCUGGUGACUCUGGCUAGCUCCUCCAUAUUAUGUCUGCACUCCGAAGGAAAUUUGGGGACGAUUACCAGGUAGUGACCACCUCUUCCAGUGGCUCAGGCUUCCACCAGCAGCAAGCAGCAGCAGCUGCUCCUAGAAGAAAGAGGCAGCGAUUUGUGGACAAGAAUGGUCGUUGCAAUGUGCAGCAUGGCAACUUGGGCAGCGAGACAAGCCGCUACCUGUCGGACCUGUUCACCACCCUGGUGGACCUCAAGUGGCGCUGGAACCUCUUUAUCUUCAUUCUCACUUAUACUGUGGCCUGGCUCUUCAUGGCCUCCAUGUGGUGGCUUAUCGCCUACAUGCGGGGUGAUCUGAACAGAGCCCAUGAUGAUAACUACACUCCUUGUGUGGCCAAUGUCUACAAUUUCCCCUCUGCCUUCCUGUUCUUUAUUGAAACUGAGGCCACCAUUGGCUAUGGCUACCGCUAUAUCACUGACAAGUGCCCCGAGGGUAUCAUCCUCUUCCUCUUCCAGUCCAUCCUGGGCUCUAUUGUGGAUGCCUUCCUCAUUGGCUGCAUGUUUAUCAAGAUGUCCCAGCCUAAGAAGCGGGCAGAGACACUGAUGUUCAGUGAGCAUGCUGUCAUCUCCAUGCGGGACGGCAAACUUACCCUUAUGUUCAGGGUUGGCAACCUUCGCAACAGCCACAUGGUCUCCGCGCAGAUCCGCUGCAAGCUACUUAAAUCUCGGCAGACACCUGAGGGCGAGUUCCUCCCUCUCGAUCAACUUGAACUGGAUGUAGGUUUUAGCACAGGAGCAGAUCAACUUUUUCUUGUUUCCCCACUUACAAUCUGCCAUGUGAUUGAUGCCAAAAGCCCCUUCUAUGACCUCUCUCAGCGAAGCCUGCAAACUGAACAGUUUGAGAUUGUCGUCAUCCUAGAGGGCAUUGUGGAAACAACUGGGAUGACAUGUCAAGCCCGAACUUCGUAUACCGAAGAUGAAGUUCUCUGGGGUCACCGUUUUUUCCCUGUGAUUUCCUUAGAGGAAGGAUUUUUUAAAGUAGACUAUUCCCAGUUCCAUGCAACAUUUGAAGUCCCUACUACGCCCUACAGUGUGAAAGAACAGGAAGAAAUGCUUCUUAUAUCUUCCCCUUUAAUAGGACCAGCUGUAAGUAACAGUAAAGAAAGGAAUAAUUCUGUAGAAUGUCUAGAUGGUCUAGAUGACAUUAGUACAAAGAUACCCUCAAAACUGCAGAAAAUGACUGGAAGGGAAGACUUUCCCAAAAAACUACUAAGGAUGAGUUCUACAACCUCUGAAAAGGCCUACAGCAUCGGCGAUUUACCUAUGAAACUUCAGCGAAUAAGUUCAGUUCCUGGCAACUCAGAAGAGAAACUGGUAUCUAAAACUACAAAGAUGAUGUCAGAUCCUAUGAGUCAGUCUGUGGCUGAUUUGCCACCAAAGCUUCAAAAAUUGUCCGGAGGAGGAGCUAGAAUGGAGGGAAAACUUCCACCCAAAUUGAGAAAGAUGAAUUCUGAUCGCUUUACAUAACAAGCAUAGACAUUUAGAUAUUAUUUAAAGUUUGAAUUAUUAGUCAAUCCAAUUUGAGCAGGAAAGCAAACUCUCUAAAGAGGGUAUAAUAGCUAAAAGGUGAAAGUUUCCUAAGCACUACAUGCAAACUGGGACAGCGGUGUCCUUCCCAGAUAAUGAUGUACUGUAAGUAUAAUGUUAUGAUGAAAGACCUGAAGUCCUGACUGAGGUCAUAGGAGAGCAAAUAUUAAUUGGCAUGUAGUAUCACAACAAGCAUGCAAUAAUAGUGUGCAAUUUUUGCAUAUAGUUUUCUGGCAUGAUUCUUACUAUAUUUAUAUUGUAUAUUCUGAAAAUAUGUAAAGGGAAGUGUUAUUCUCCCCUGUAUUUCUUAAGGGUAAGUAGUAGGUAAAACAUGAGUAGGAAAGUUUCAGAGCAAGUUAUAAUUUAAUUUAAAGUGUAUUUAUUUUUUCUGAUGUAGAUUGUGAUGUUUUGUUCAAACAAAGUAGUUAUGGUGCAUGUUUUCUUUCUUAAAAUAAGGCUAUCAACAUUAGUCAAUUCCAAACACCAAAUUUCUUAGCCUUAAAUUAUUUGCCAUUUUAUAAUUUGCUUUAAUAAUUUCUUUGGUUUUUUUUCCUGCCAUUACAAUGCUGGGAGAAUUUAAAGUGUACUUCAUAAGAGGUGUUGCAAAAAAUUGUACUAUUUAGGGCUGGGCAAAAUAUCUCAGAGUUUGUGUUUUAAGUACAAAAUUUAAAAUAAAAUCAUGAGAUCAUUUUGUUUCAUGACUAAUAAUAUUAAUGUAACAAAACAUUCAAAAUGGGCACAUUUGCUUGAUUUUUCUGAUGUAAGUAGUAUCAGUCUGAUAGGAAAAUGUAAAAUCGACUUAGACUUUCUGAGUGAAAUUUUGUCCCAAUUACAUCAAAGGCAAAAUACCGACUAGCUUCAAUGGGGCUGGGUUUUCACCCUCCACAUUUAGGACCCAGUCAUGCAAACUGUUACUUGUGCAUCAGUGGAACUACUGGUCUGAUUAGGGACUACUCACUUGAGUAAGAGUCUGCAGGAUCUUUUGCUUUAGUUUUCCAACCAAAUUGGAAUCUCACAAUCAGAAUUAUUUUUUCUGAUUUUUCAAAAAUUGCUAAAUCACUUACUGAAACACCAAAAAAUGUUAAUGCGCUCUUAUUGUUGACAAAGUCCAUCUAGGCAACUUUCCCCUCUCUUUUAGGGGAAUUUUUCAAAAAGCAAGAGAGAAGUGCAAGAGGUCAGUUCUUCAUAAAUGUAUUUUUAAACUUUGUUUUAUUUUUCAUUUCACUUUGUUCUAAAUUCUCUUGGCAGAGAUGAGCCAGCUUGGUAUGGCAUAGCAUAGAUACUGCCAGCCCAACCAUGAGUAGGUAGCAUUUCAGUACCGAUCCUCUGCUUGGAGUUGUCCUAGUUCUUCCACUAAAAGUUGAACUUCUAUAUAGCGUACAUCACAGCAUCUGGAAAUACUCACUCAUUCGUUGAUGCUAUAUCAUUACUCGAAGUGGUGCUUUGGCAUGGUAUCUGCAUCUGGUUUGGCGUUUCAGGAAUAGGUCUGGCUUCUGGGGAAUCUUCAGGCAGUGAGUAUUUCUAUGUUGGCUCAUCUCUAUUCUGUUCAUAAAAGGGUCAGUGAGAUUAAUUUGACCAUAAAUGUGUAGCUGGUGCACUUCUGGAAACUGUCAUUAAAUAAGACAACAGCAAAAAUAUUAGUAAUAAUUUACUAUUAAUCCUGAUCUCAAAAAGUGUGGGAUGUAAUUUUUUUGUAAUUAUCCAAAAGUACAGUAGUACCACAGUGAACAGGAAUCUUUUUACUUUCAGAACAUACAUUAUUUUGAUAACUGUGUGGUGGUAACUGAUUUCAAAGGGCUUUGGACCAUCUUAAGUGAGAGUGCACAUUUGUUGUACUGUAUAAAGAAGUAAUAAUAAUAGAAGAUCUACCAAUAUUUGGAAAAAAAUAAUUUAUUUUAUUUUGUAAUUGGUUGUAAGGAAGGAAAAAUAGGGAACCUACAUUGCUAGAAGUGUUGAUCCAAAUAUAACAAAUGAUACUCAGCACUGUUCGCCAUCUGCUAAUUGUGUACUUAUGGAUUUCACAUUUACUUACUGAGUUUUUCAGAGUUUAUAAUGAUCUGUGAUCUACAUUGCACGCUUGUUAGACUUUUGGCUAAACUGUCAGCCCUUUGCACAUUAUUUGGGGUGUGUAGUAGUGCCAUGCUGUAAAUGCCUAGUGAGCAAAACUCUCAUGCGUUAAAAGAUUAAUUCUGACAGCUUCGUUGUCCCUUUGGUGUUGAUACUUUCUGACAGGCCUUCUUACAAAAUACAUUUGACAUCUGUGCCAUUCAAGUCUGAAAAAGUCCUCUCAAAGCAAUUUUUGGCACCUCUUAUUCCAUUGUGUAAGUUUCUGCAGUGUGGAAUUUUUUUUAAAAAAAAUCCUACUCUUAAGAUAUUAACUUUUUAGCAUUUCCUUUUGGGAAACUUUGGAGAAAGUUUGUGCAAGAAUAUCAAGUAUAUUUUUAAAAAGUAAAUAAAUUAUGCUAGUGGAACCUGAAUACAAAUAGUAUGAGAAUUAGAACUGUUGAUAAAGUGCAAGUGAACCACAAAUUACUUAAGUUGUGUCUACAUGACAAAGUUUGACUGACAUGCAGCUGCAGACUUUUGAAUACACUUGGGCUUGCACACAUUUGAGUGCUUGUGUGGCGCUGUGCAUACUCACAAGUGUAAAAUGGGGUGCACCAGAGGUAGGUAUCCCAGUAUGCCCUAUGGCACCAUCUGGUGCAAUGCCUUGUGGGAUAUUUUUACUGGGCUUUGUGAAAUACCAGGGAUUUCUGGGAACUAGGGGUCAAUUUUCCACCAUGCCACUUUCUUUGUCCUGUAGUGGCUUGCCCCAAUCCCAUAAUUUUUGCGCCAUUUUAAAAAACGUCCACAGUUCUGCAAACUGCUUUCCUAUCUCUACCAUCUCUGGCAAAAGCCUGGACCCUGCAUAGCUCCGCACAAUUCUCAUGAGUGUUGCUAAUAAAGGCAAACGAUUCUCCAGUAUUUGCAGAACUUGAAUGAGUACUACUACAAUUGCUCAUGCAGUGAGGAAGAUGCAGAGAUGUUUAAGCACAAUGACUGGAUGCAGAUAGACGUAGCGGGGGGGUGGGACGGAGAGAUCCAGAGCAGCUCCACAUGGUGAAUCUGUGUGUCUGGGCCUGAGAAACUAGUACUGAUUGGUGGAAUUGCAUCGUAAUGCAGGUUUAGGAUGACGAAAAGCGGCUGCAGAAUUUUUGGAUGCAAAAAGCCAUGUUCCUGGAUCUUUGUGGCAAGCUCACUCCAGCCCUCCAGUGCAGACACACCAAAAUAAGAGCUGAAUUGACAGUGGAGAAGCAAGUGGCAAUUUGGAUUCUGGAAACUUGCAAUACCAGAUUGCUAUCAAUCACUGGCCAGUCAUGUUGCAGUUGGAAAAUCCACAGGGGGAGCCACUGUCAUCCAAAUGUGUAAGGCCAUUAAGUGUGUCCUGCUGCACAGGACUGUGACUUGGCAAUGUGCAGGAAAUAGUGGCUGGACUUUCAGCAAUGGGGUCUGCAAACAGUGGUGGGGUGACAGACAGACAGAUAUACUUUUAAGUGUGGCUGAUCCUGUGGUUUUCAUAGGUCAGUGUACAUGUAGCUAUGGCUCUCCUGGUUUUCCCCCAGUGUGGCAUGGUAGCUGUAAAGAUGUAUACCAUAUUGCCACUUGUUACAUGGGGGCGGGUGGGUAUCAGACCAUGGUGUUUUCCAAGGCCUGGAAAAGCUACUGAGUCUGAGGUCUCUGGGCAUAUAGGUCAAUAAUGCUCUGUAACAUCUAAGUUUGUUGUCCGAGCACACCUGUCAUGUUGUAAUGCAUUUCCCAGUAUGCCUUUUGGUCCUUUUCCUUCUCCUGCAGCAACCGCUUUCUCCAUUCUUGGUCUUUCUACAUUGUCACGGUCAUAUGUCUUCUCCAAGCCCUGUGUUUACAGUCUGAGUUUGUAGAGGAUUGGAAGAUCUCGCAGAAUAUAUUCUCCCUAGUCCACUUCUUUCUCUUCCUGAUCAGGAUCAAAUAUUUAGCAGAUCUGGAGGGGGCACUCUCAAGACUACCAGGUCAGAGGUUGCUGAUUAAAACAGACUGAUAUUGCAUCAGAUUUAUACCCACAAUGAAAAGGGAAUGAUAAGUCUAAAAUCUCUCAGACGUUAUUUCCUGUAAUAAGAAAUCCUGGUUGUCACUUCAGUUUUGGAGCGACUCACUACAGCACCACUCAGCAGCUCAAGCCAUGGUGAGUGGGGUGUGGGGUUCUUCUUUUGCAUAGAAGGUUUAAAUGCUAGGUGCCCCUGGGUGUGGGUAUAGGCAAAGUGCAGUGAAUAGUGGCAGUAUUUUCAUAGGCAGUGAUAACUUUGGCUGAUAUCUCGGCACAGACAGCCCUACUGCCAGUGGCAUCCCAAAACUACCUGGGCCCAUAUGCUGCACAGAUAGCCUAUUUACUGCAAUGGUGCCAGCCACAUGCAACACACAGUGUCAUGGGAAAAUCUCUCAUCAGGGGUGAAGAAAAAAGGCUAUCAUUCCUAGAAAGGUUUGGGAGAGGAUCGCAGAGGUUCUCCAUGGACAUGACUGUUCAAAUUAAUAAAGUUCUCUGCAUGACCCCGGCCCAGCCCAGCAAACCAAAGAAUAGAAAAGUGGAUACCAAUUCUACCUCUGUUUGCUCUACCUCUUGCCUGAGCACAGGGCAAUAAUCUGGCGUGAAUGAUGUAAUC